AUGGUGGCGCUAAUCUCCGCGGAACCCCUGAGCUUCGGCAUCAUCGGAGGUGGCUUCUACGGCUGCCAUAUCGCGACAUCCCUCCGAGCCCUCGGCUUCGAGGUGAAGGUCUUUGAGCAACACACGCGGCUCCUGCAUGAAGCAUCUGGUAACAAUCAGUUUCGACUGCACAUGGGCUUUCACUAUGCGCGACACAGCGAUACACGGAUCCAGUCUCGCGACGGGUUUCUGCGGUUCCUCGAGCGGUAUCCGGGCCUCAGCCGCAGCGUACCAUGCAACACAUACGCCGUGGCAUCGCGGGAGUCCCUCCUAGACUAUGGGACCUAUCGCGCGGUUAUGGCAUCGAGCGGCGUGGAGUUCACGGAGGGGGCACCCAUGGGGGUUGAGCUCGCCAACGUGGCAGGCGUUGUGCGUACGGGGGAGAGGGUGCUGCUGUUGGCCAAGGCGAGGGCGCACUUUGCGGCUGAGCUGGCGGGUGUGCUCGCGUUAGGACAGGCCGUGUCGAGCAUCGUGGACACGGGAGCCGGAGUCUUCAUUGACGGGGAGCGGUUCGACUACGGGGUUGAUGCGACAUGGGGACACCUCGCGAGGCCGCCGGGGAUCGAGGUCGUGUACGAGCCGACAUUGCUGCUAUACUAUGAGGGCCCCGUGGAUUUCCCAGCCGUCACGCUCGUCGACGGCCCGUUGUGCUCGGUGUACCCAACAGAAGAGCCGGGCCUCUUCACGCUGUCAAGUGUACCGCACACGCCGCUGGGUCAGUUCCUGUGCCCCCACGAAGCGAGGGCGGCGCGCGACAGGGUGGCGGCAGCGCCCGAAGUCAUCGCAGCCAAGAGAGCAAUCAUGGAGGAGCAGGUGGCGCGAUACGUGCCCUCGUUCGCCAAUACCUUCCGCUACGUCGGCCCUCAGCUGGCCAUCAAGACCAAGCCUUGCGGGGCGUGGGAUGACCGCAGCUGCCAGGUGGUGCGUCGGGGGCGGAUGCUGUCGGUGCUCUCUGGCAAAAUCGACACCGUCUUCUUCGCCAUGGAGAGAAUCGUGGCCCUGGUUGAGGAGGCACAAGCGGCGGCUGGGCUAGAGGAUGCGGUAUCGUCAUUGCGGGCGGACAUCGCCCUGAUCAACGGGCGGGCUGGUGUGAAUGGUGCGGAUGAGGACGGGCUGCGAGAGCGUCUGUGA
This is a messenger RNA of Verticillium alfalfae VaMs.102, 1170 nucleotides long. RefSeq lists its product with no specific name. NCBI's taxonomy places the organism in Eukaryota, Fungi, Ascomycota, Sordariomycetes, Glomerellales, Plectosphaerellaceae. The record is from RefSeq and is a predicted model, not a curated record. The transcript has a single exon. Gene Ontology annotation, molecular function: oxidoreductase activity. Bases 1 to 1170 code for a protein of 389 amino acids.